UGACUGUAUCGUGUGAUGCAUAAUGAUCUCGCCAUCGCCAGGGUAGGCUUAAGUCCAGACGCGAGCAUUACGGCGAGUAUUGAGGGAGUGACGCGUCCACAGUCAACAGAAGGGAAACAGCGGGUCAGCCCAUCGCCGGUUGAGACAAUGGCUGACGCCGAGAAGGGUCUCGUCGGCGCCGAUGCUAACGCUGAAGCGCCCACUUACGGGUCGGCCGAUACCUCGGCCACGGGCAAGCCACCGCCCUUCGAUGAGGUACCCGGGGAAGAGCCUCCCUCCUACUCCUCGGUGAUGCAGGAGUUGAGGGAUGCCAAGAAGACUUCAAGUGGCACUGUGGAUUUCAUCACCAAGGUCUUGACCAUUCUCAUCAACACACUUUUAUUUACGAUCUUGAUGGGAGUUGCGCUCAUAAUUCCGAUCGCAAUGGUCGUCAUGGGUGCUGUCCACAUCAACCACUGUCCCGUGCAAAAGCUCAUCCCCAUCUUUCUCAUCGUCUCUGGUUCCGUGUACAUCGUCAAGACCAUCCUGGAUCUGGUCGUCCGCUACCGGCGGCGCAAGGAGGGCGGCGCUGCCGAGAGUUCCUACCUGAAGGAGAACGCCGUCAGUCGGCUCUUCGCUUGCAUCUUGCUCGUCUUCUUCAUCCUGGGUAAUGUCUGGGUGUACGCCAACUUCCGCCCAGAUGACGACCCCUCCAGCCCACGCUACUGCUACCCGCCCCUCUACUACUUUGCCUUCUGGAUCAUCACUUUGACCUACAUCUUUUUCUUUCUGAGCUGCUGCUGCGCCUGCUGCACCGUCUCCCUGCUCUUUUUAAGUCUGGCCACAUAAAGCUUGUAAAAGGUUUACUUGGACGCGGCAGACUGGAGGCACACUUGCAUGCGAAAAAAAAUCUUGGUGCUUAAAAAUAGGAUAGUGUCUGAGAGUUUAAAGUGCAAUGUACGCAGCAUCUGAAGUUAAAAAUCACAUUCUUUAUUCUGUUUUGUAUGUUCACGUCUUUUUUUCAUUUCGGAAGGUGCAUACUGGUCCUCUUGACCUCCAACCUUAAAAAGUGUUGUAAUCAGUUGUUUGGGUCCCGUUUUGACCUUUUCACACCAGCAUUAAUUAAGCAAGGCAGACGAGGAAGAUCUCAACAGAACCGAUUAUACGCAACUCAGUUUGGGUGGGCAGACAUCGUUUGCUGCAUGCUUAGAUGAUUUGCAAGUGUUGCAAGACACUUUUCGGCACAUUUCUCAAAAGAAAUGUGGGAACUGUGUACAUAUUGAAAUCAAUGCGCAGAUUUAGUGGAAUACAUGCGUGAACAUGAACGGCAACUUUCAGUACAUAUAACCUGUGCUGUGUUUUUGUGAGUCAGUCAUUCGUUUAUAGUCUUCAUGAUAUUUGUGUUGCUUUUUCAUUGAGAAUUGUAAUUUGGUAAUUCAAUCUAAUUUGGUAGAUGCAUGAUUUAGAGUAAAUUAUAUUAAAAUAUAUUUAAUGGAGAA
Acanthaster planci (crown-of-thorns starfish) is the source of this 1478-nucleotide messenger RNA. RefSeq lists its product as uncharacterized. The record is from RefSeq and is a predicted model, not a curated record. NCBI's taxonomy places the organism in Eukaryota, Metazoa, Echinodermata, Asteroidea, Valvatida, Acanthasteridae.